This is a messenger RNA of Lindgomyces ingoldianus, 777 nucleotides long. RefSeq lists its product as uncharacterized. Bases 1 to 777 code for a protein of 258 amino acids. The transcript has 3 exons. NCBI's taxonomy places the organism in Eukaryota, Fungi, Ascomycota, Dothideomycetes, Pleosporales, Lindgomycetaceae. The record is from RefSeq and is a predicted model, not a curated record.
AUGGCCAAGAAGGACAGGAAGAAAUUAGCCGACCUAUUGCUUUGGGGACUCAUACAAUUAGUAACGCUACCCUACCACCGCUUUUUUACGUAUAACACUCUCAAGCCCGCGUUAGAGAUUCAAGAGUAUGCAACAAGGGGCGUGGAGCGCAACUCACUAGACCGGAAAAAACUGCACUCCUUAUUAUGCGGCUGGCGAACUCGAAAGAGAGAUGAACUCGCCUUUGUUUCCGGCGUCACUAUUACUGCAAUUGUCACUGCCUCCUUUUCGUGGCCUGUUAUUCAGGAUUCAUACUGGCUUGCGUCCGGCGUCUGGUAUGCUUCCCUCAUGACAUCUGUCUGUGGGAUCCUCAUAUCAGCGCAGCAAGUGUCGCUGCUUACGCUCGUCGGUGAUCUCCCGGUGGAUCCGCUAGCCGCAUCUUCAAAGACAAUCCAACGCCAUCUUAACCAAAUCCUUAUAGAUUGCCAGCCCCCAAUCCGCGACUCCGAUGAAGCUGCGCAUGAAUAUUCUCAGCAAUGGGUUCUCAGCUGGAAGCAGAUCUUCACAUGGCAGUGUCCUAUGAUGUUCUUUGGGUACUCAACUCUAUUAUAUUUCGUUGGGCUGACAGUUAUUGUGUGCACGCCCUUGAUCGAAGAAAGGAAGGGCCCCACCAUUAACGUCGCGAUUACCUACCUCGUGGCUUCCGGGAUAUCCUGGGGUUUAUUCGCGUACUGUUCUCUCGGUGGCUACCGUGCUAUAACACUCGACGGAGAUCCAGAUGAUACUGAAAUCGCUUGA